UUUGUGUGAUCGCGCGCGUAAAUAUUGUUGCUAUUCAGAGUUGAGUUUUUUGCAGUGCGCCUGUGCAAACACACGUGACUCAAUUCAGGCAUGCAGAAUUUUUUCCAAUCGAUUCCAAAAUCACCAAUUUUUUUUCAACGAUGGAUGCUUUUAGAUUGUUGACAAAAGGUGCACGAUUCGAUUCAAAACCAAAUCGUUUUCAAACAAACAAAUCUAAACAAUUAAAAUCCAAUGAUGAUGAUAAUGAAACAAGAAUCAACAACGAAAAUCAAUCGAUGAAUGAUGAAGAAUUUCGUACCAAACAUGAUAUUAUGGUCGAUGGAAUCGAUCAGAUUAAAUCACCAAUCAAAACAUUUGAUGAAAUUAAUGUAAAUUAUUUACGAGAAAAUCUUCGAAAAGGUAAUUAUCAUCAACCUACACCUAUACAAAUGCAAACCAUUCCAUUAAUGUUGGAUCGACAACAAUUAAUUGCAAGUGCACCAACUGGUUCGGGUAAAACAUUAGCAUUUCUUUUGCCAAUAAUUAUACAAUUAGAACGACCAAAAUCCUGUGGUUUUCGUGCAAUCAUCCUAGCACCAACACGUGAAUUAGUUAAACAAAUUCAUCGUGAAUCAUUAUGGAUAUCCGAAGGUUCAGGUCUACGCAUUCAUAUGAUUAAAAAUGUUAAUUUAGCAUCGAAAAAAUUUAAUUCAAAAUCCAAAUUAAAAUAUGAUAUAUUGAUUACGACACCUAAACGAUUAGAAUAUCUGUUAUCACUGAAAACAAUCGAUACAACAAUCAAUAUUGAUAAUCUUGAAUGGCUUAUUAUCGAUGAAUAUGAUCGAUUAUUUCAAUCAACAUUUAUGAAACAAUUAUCAACAAUAUUUAAUAUUUGUUUUGAACGAUCAUCAUUAGUAAAAUUAGCAUUAUUUAGUGCAACAUUUAAUCAAUAUUUAUAUGAUUGGUGUAAAUUAAAUCUAAAUAAUAUUAUUACGAUUAUUAUUGGUCAACGAAAUAAAGUUGUUGAAUCGAUUGAACAAAAAUUAAUAUUUACCGGUAAUGAAUCGGGAAAAUUAUUUGCAUUAAAAGAAUUAAUUGCAAACGGUUGUCAAACACCUGUAUUAAUUUUUGUUAAUACUGUACGUAAAGCAAAUUUUCUACAACGUGAACUUGAAGAUACAAUGAACAUAUCAAUCGAUACAAUACAUUCGGAUAGAAAACAAGAAAUUCGUGAUCAAAUUGUUCGAUCGUUUCGUGAAGGAAAAAUUCUAUUUUUAAUUUGUACCGAAUUAAUGGGCCGUGGAAUUGAUUUUAAAGCUGUUAAUUUAGUUAUUAAUUAUGAUUUACCUAGUUCACUGGUUGCUUAUAUUCAUCAUGUUGGUCGAACUGGACGUGCUGGUCGUUCAGGUAUGGCCAUUACUUUUUAUACAUUGAAAAAUGAUCGAAAAAAUUUACUUUCAAUUUUGAAUGUUAUGCGUCAAUCUGGAUUUGCUGCCGAUAUUCCACAACAUCUUCAAAAGAAAAUGAUUGCAAAUCCAAAACAAAACAUGGAAACGAAAAAAACAACAAAACAAAAA
Messenger RNA from Dermatophagoides pteronyssinus (European house dust mite), 1556 nucleotides. It is a transcript of the gene ais, whose product is annotated as DExD-box helicase 52. The record is from RefSeq and is a predicted model, not a curated record. Gene Ontology annotation, biological process: maturation of SSU-rRNA. Gene Ontology annotation, cellular component: cytosol. Gene Ontology annotation, molecular function: nucleic acid binding; ATP binding; RNA helicase activity. Lineage: Eukaryota; Metazoa; Arthropoda; Arachnida; Sarcoptiformes; Pyroglyphidae.